UCUGGGAUAGAAACCAGCCAUAUUGUUGAAUUUUCCACGCGUAUUGUAUGGUUUUACUCUAAAAAAUAUUCUGGUGUGUUUAUACCAGUCAUUAUAUUAACGAAAUGUCGGUAGAUUUUGUAUCCGAGGUGGAUCGGCGAUUCUUUGCCAACAACAUGCUCACUAACGAGGAUUGGGAGUCAGGCAUGGACCAGUUCAAUGAUAUAUCAGAAAUUCUGGGGAUGGACACCACCAUCAGUCCCGAGAACCUCAGCGAACUGCCGGACGAACUGUUGUCCCUUGAGGGAAGUUCCUCGCCGGUCGACCUCUCCACAAACAGCAAGACUGUCCCCAUGGAAGACUUCAACUUCGAACACAAGUUUGAUGACGAGAAGUUAGACUUUUCCAAAUUCACUGACGAGAAUUUUGAUGACUACUGGAAAGAACAGAGUGAUAGUUCGGACAGCGGCAUCUAUGGAGAAACUGCAGUCCACAUCAAGCAGGAACCACCAUCACCUGUGUCGUCCAACUGCUCGGAAACUGGCUCCGAGGGAUAUAGCUCAUUAUCAUCAUCUGCCAACACCUUCGUCUUUGCGUCGCCACCUGCAACAUCAGAGGAUUGUAAACCUACCAUCAUCAUCAACACCGCAGGGAACACCCUCCUACCCAACUUACAGUCCAAUGUCGUCAACAUCAACUCAAUACUCAACUCCAAAAUCAAGAUACAACCCAAACCAUCGGAAGGGGGGACAACUCUAACUCAGCCCAAGUCCCAGGCCCAGAGUGUCCCAGCGAAGCCUCUGGUCCUGACAGGGGAAGAGUUUGCCAAGCUGACUGCAGCAGGCACCCUUCGCUUCCAGCCACCGGGGGAGGUGAAAGGAAUAGCCGUACCUCCCAAACAGCCACAGCAGCAGCAGCAGACAGUGGUCACUACUGUCCAGCCUUGCAUGUCCCCACCCCCAGGGAUGAUUCAAGUCGAUGGUGAGGGUAAGGCGAUGAAGAGACAACAGAGAAUGAUUAAGAACAGAGAGUCAGCAAGCCUGUCCAGGAAGCGAAAGAAAGAGUACCUGACCGGACUGGAGUCCCGCCUCAAGGGCUUCUCCACAGAGAACCAGAAACUGAAGCAGGAGAAUGAAACUUUGAAGAGGAAGAUGUCCGCCCUGCAGAUGGAGAAUGACAAGCUGAAGAAGGCCUUCUCACUGUCCCCUAACAAGAGGAUGUGUUUGUUAACAGUACUUGUUGUGUUCAGCUUCAACAUUGGACCAAUCAGUAAUUUCUUCUCAAGCCACACCAUUCCUGUCCCCAACCCUUCAGUGGUGAAUGUACACAGGGGCAGACAACUCCUGGCACUGCAGGAGGAAGAAGAGCUCUCCUAUAAAGAAAACAUUAACCCUCGCUGGAAGCAUGCAGGAGACAACAUGUUUCGGAAACUCCAGCAGCUAUCGGACGAGAUGGGAUGGACACACCCAUCAGGCAAAAUGAACCAGUCCGACUUUGAAGCCCUCAUGUGCCCCACCUUCUUCAAUAAGACAGAGUCAAUUAGGUUAGCUGAACAGCUAGCUGGGUGGAUGAUUCAACAUGAGGAGGAGAAGAUGAAAUCUGAGGCCAGCAAACGUCAGAAGAAGAAGAGGAAGGAGAUCCGGCCAGUGAAGACGUUGAAGCGGGCACUACGUGGCGACUUCAACCCCAACAUGCUCAGGUCUAAAGAUUCAGGCUACCAUGUGCAGGUGUUUGAUGGCUCUGAUGGAAGGAAGGAAUUCCUUGAUGCCAUCCACAGAAGAAACGACACAUUCUAUGUGCUGUCAUUUAACACAGACUAUCUGCUGGUGCCUGCCUCUGCACACAACAAGACGAUGCGGCCGCGGAUGUCUCUGGUCAUGCCUGUCGUCACAAUCAAUGAGACGAUGCAGCCGCCGCCAGGGAGCGUGGGGAUGAUGCAGAUCGACUGUGAGGUGCUGGGCACGCAGCUGAUCCACGUCCACAAGUCCGUCAUCCCGCCACCUUCGCCGGUGUGGAAUGCCACCCACAACGCUGGAUACAGUGAGGAUACUAGGCGAGACCAGCGAUAAUAGCACCGCCACAUUGAGUAUAUUUCUCCAUGGUUGUACCAUGUGUCUACAUCACAACACUGUAUGACGCAACUAACAUCUAAAUAGCGGCCAUUUAGUGUUGAAAUCUCUGCUUUUCCAUUUGCAAAGCAUUGUUACUUACAAUUUUGAACAAAUCUCAAGUACUUAGUCACCUUGAUUACACAGAGCCAUAUUGCUGCGCCGCAUAUGACAUAUGACUUUUCUAAAAAAAAAAUGUUCUCAAAUUUUUGUGGCCAAUUUGCCACAAUUAUGAAAAGACAUUUUGUCAUUGUGUUUAGAGGUUGAGGCGAGGUAAAAUGAGUUAAUUAAGAACAUUGUUUUUUAGAUAUUUGUAACAUUAGGUUCUUGUUAUUUUUAUUGCCUUAAAAAGGGAAAGAAAAAAGCUGAAUGAGUGGAGUUAUCUACCCUUAGCAACAGGAUUGCAUUCUCAAUAAGUGUUAUUAAAAUUGUGAAUGUUUUUGUGUCACAACAAAGGAUCUAUCAAUUGUUGGCAAACUGUCUAUUUAUGAAUAUUGUAUGAUCAACAGAGACUUAAUAUUUGGUCUCAUUUAGACCUUGUUGGUUCUUCCAAUGGGAAUGAAAUUGAAUGAUAUUGUGUCUAAUGGGAAGAAAGGACAAGGUAUUAAUAGCCCAUUUUUACCCACAGGAUCUGCAUAAUUUUGGAAAUGAGUCCAACUUUAAAAACUGUUAUCAAGUGUGUUGAUGUAUGAGACCAAGACUUUGUUAGUUUCAACAUUUGCAUGUGUUGGACUUGCUCAAACUUUGAUUUCCUCUUGAAGUUAGAAGAUCAUUUUAGCUAUUCUGAUAAACUUGAUCAUGCCAGAAGUCUGACACCUGAAGUGGAGAAAGUUAAAAAGGUUUAGUUGUCAAACAUUUAAAUAAAUCUGAAAAGUUCAUACCAUUAUUUCGAAGUUUUAUGGACUUAAAAAUUGAAAUUUCCAGAGGUCCAUUUUGGGCCUUUACCCUAUAUUGUCCUUUGUCAUGUUUAAAAAACUUUGAAAGGUGGGAUUAGUUGUUAAGAAGAUGUUACAACAGUCACGGAAAACACUGGUAUUCUAAUUGUUGAAGUUGAGAGAAUUCUUGUUUUAUGAUUGUUGUGUUUUUGUUUCCAAAAUGGUUUCUGCUGGAAAUUAACCAAUAUUAUCAUUUUGAAAUUUUAGAGGAUGAGUUCUAUUCAGUGUUAAGUUUACAAAACUCUGGUUAGAGUGAGCCUUUUAUUUCUCAUCGAUAUAAAGGGCAGCUUUUAGUUUUUUAAACUACGUGGGGAUAUUUUAGGGAUGUUGUUUGUCAGCGUUGAAUAUGUAACAUGGAAUGCUAAUUGUAAAACACAGAAUAUUGUUGAUGGCAAUGGAAAAUAUGUUUGCACCAUGUUCAGAGUAAGCUGGUGGCAAAUGGUACUUAGAAUUUGUUUUUUCACUUAUUUUGCCAUUGAUAGAACUGCUACAUUAUUUUGAGAUAUUAUUUUUGAGAUUCCUCAUGCAUUUUUUUCACAUCAUCAUGUCUAGUCCAUUGUUUAGUGCUUUCAUGUUUGAGAGACAGUGAAACUCUGUUAGUCAGGAAGGCAGCGUUCCCACUAUAAUCUCCCAGAUUAAAUAUCUUAGGAUAAAUGAUUCAUGAUCACAGAGUAAUGCCACUUUGAACAUAUAAAAGUACUAGUUUUAAAGCAUUCGCUCGUCAAGCUGAAGACCUGGGUUCGACUCCCGACAUGGGUACAAUGUGUGAAGCCCAUUUCUGGUGUUCCCGCUGUGAUA
Haliotis rufescens (red abalone) is the source of this 3820-nucleotide messenger RNA. Its product is annotated as cyclic AMP-dependent transcription factor ATF-6 beta-like. The record is from RefSeq and is a predicted model, not a curated record. Bases 105 to 2048 code for a protein of 647 amino acids. Gene Ontology annotation, cellular component: nucleus. Gene Ontology annotation, molecular function: RNA polymerase II cis-regulatory region sequence-specific DNA binding; DNA-binding transcription factor activity, RNA polymerase II-specific. Gene Ontology annotation, biological process: endoplasmic reticulum unfolded protein response; regulation of transcription by RNA polymerase II. The transcript is spliced from 14 exons. NCBI's taxonomy places the organism in Eukaryota, Metazoa, Mollusca, Gastropoda, Lepetellida, Haliotidae.